AGCAUGGAUCUGACUACCGAAUCCCGUCGUCAAGCGGCGGCUCAGCUUCAAAACGAGGUUUCCUUUUGGUAUUAUAGCUUCUGUAAGCUCGUAAAAUCUCAGCAAGAGUACGCAAGAACGCUCUGCCGGUGGAUCCAACUUACUGAUUGCCUUGUAACCGACAAGCGGCAGAGUCGUUGCGCAUCUGCAGUUCGUACACUCUCUGAGAAAUGGCAGCGUGGCUUAGAAAAAUUACCUGAUAAGGUGGCUUCAGAUGCCAUUAAGCACUUUUUGUCGGCCGUCGAAUCUAUAAUCCGACAGCAGGCCGAGGAGCACAACCAGUAAAGAAAAUCCGAGAAGCUCGAGAAAAUGUUUCAGAAGGAGUUAAUCUCACUAACGGAGAUGGAGAAAAAGGCCGAGGGAAAUGUUCUGAGCCCCAAGCAUCCUUUAUCGAUGAAGCGUGCCAGAACCGAAGCCUUGAAGAAGCGAGUCGACACGGAGAAGACCGAACAUCUAAACUCUGUCCAAGUAAGCAAUACCAUGAUUUUAAACAUCCUAAAAACUAGCCUUCCCAAUGUAUUUCAGGCAUUAAUGGGAUUCUCCAAAGCUUGUGUUCAUGCCUUUGAGGCCAUUGACAGCCACAAUCAACCGGAAGAAAUUCCUUGUGCCUCGGAGAACUCGACAAACUGAUUUUGUGCCGGGAAUUUAUAAUUGCAU
Messenger RNA from Hibiscus syriacus, 696 nucleotides. RefSeq names its product protein ALTERED PHOSPHATE STARVATION RESPONSE 1-like. The coding region runs from base 4 to 324 and encodes 106 amino acids. Lineage: Eukaryota; Viridiplantae; Streptophyta; Magnoliopsida; Malvales; Malvaceae. The record is from RefSeq and is a predicted model, not a curated record. The transcript has 3 exons.